AUGUCUGACGAUGAUGGGCUAAUGGUCAACUUUGUGGCUCCUGAUAGCUCCAGAGUGAGGAAACAACCUAGGGCAGUGAAGUAUAGAGGAGGAAAUUUCGGCAUUAACAAAGAUGGCUCUGUAGAUGGUAAUAUGACCAAAAUGGGCUUUCAGAAAUGGGGAAAGAGAAAGAGUAGAGCUUCUGAGGAUGGAACUGAGAACAAAGAGAAGGCGCCACCAGGAACCUACUCGAGUAAGAGGACGCGAUUUGCAGAGGGUACUGGACCAGGAGGAGGAAAAAAUGACACUUUUGUCUCAUCUCUAUUCACUUCAAAUCCUGAAGUACAGGAGCAUGAGACGAAGGAAGAGGCCGUUGUUCAAGAUCCUUCCAAUGCUCCCUUGUCAGAUGCUACUACUUUUGAUGGAUUGGGCUGCAAUGAUAUACUUUACAAACAUCUCACUGAGCACAUCAAAUUUCAGCACCCAACGAAGAUUCAAAGAAGUGUCAUUCCAAGAUUACUGACCAGAGAAAGAGAUCUGUUCGUCCAAGCUCAAACUGGUUCGGGUAAGACUCUAGCAUUUUGUAUUCCAAUUGUUCAAAAACUUAUGGAAAUUGAGGACUUGAAGAGAGAUUCGGGUUUAUUUGCUAUCAUAUUGACGCCUACGAGAGAGCUGGCUACUCAAAUAUACUCGGUUCUAGAAACUCUGACUCGAUGCUGUCAUAGAAUCGUUCCUGGAAUUGUGAUUGGAGGAGAGAAAAAGAAAUCAGAAAAGGCCAGACUUAGAAAAGGUGUCAAUAUAUUAGUGGGGACCCCUGGACGACUCCUUGACCACAUGGAGAACACAGAAACGCUGGAUUUGAGUAGUGUUAGUUACUUGAUCAUGGAUGAGGGUGACAAGCUGAUGGAGUUGGGUUUUGAGGAGACGCUCGAUAAAAUACUGAAACUGCUAGGGGAGCGAUCAACAAUUGCAAACCGAAAGUAUUCUAAUUUGCCCAGUACCAGAAUUAAUGUUCUUUGUUCCGCAACUAUGAAAGGGGGUGUGUCAAAACUGGGAGAAAUCUCCCUGAAAGAUGCUGAAUUGGUCACCACAAACUCCGUUCCUGAUCAGGACGUUAUAUUUGACGAAGAAAACAAUAUUCAGGCUCCUGAUCAGUUAAUCCAACAGAUUUUAAUUGUGCCUCCCAAGUUAAGACUGGUUACUUUACAUUCUCUGUUGAAGAAGAUUACUUCCAAGCCUGGAGGAUCCAGGACGAUGCUGUUUUUGUCCUGUUCUGACUCUGUAGAUUUCCAUUUCAGUACUUUCACCAGGAAAGGUAGAAAGAUCAACAGUAAGAAGGUUCUCAAGGAAACGGGGGUUGAAAUAAGUGACGAAAGGGCUGAUGAAUCUUCAACUAUCCUCACAGUUCCCAUUUUAGGUGACAACGUUGUUGCAUUUAAGUUGCAUGGUUCACUCACUCAACAAGUUCGAACUAGCACUCUUGAUAUGUUUUCAAGCACUCCAGAAUCGAGGCACACUAUUCUUUUCUGCACAGAUGUUGCCUCUAGAGGUCUGGAUCUUCCUUACAUUUCUGAUGUGAUAGAGUAUGAUCCGCCAUUCGCAGUUGAGGAUCAUUUGCAUCGUGUUGGUAGAACUGCAAGAGCUGGUAAAGGUGGUACCUCUGUGUUGUUCCUGUUUCCUGGAAUUGAAGAAACGUAUACGGGAAAGAUUGAAAUUUACCACAAGAAGGCGGGAUUAGAUUACGUAUCUUUCAGUGAUCUGCUGAAGACCUCAUUUGGUAAAACUUGGGAGGUUGAUGCCACUACAUGGCAUCUUGAUGUUGAAAGAUGGCUGUUGGAGGAUCCUGGUGCUCAUAGCGCAGCAGCUCAAGCAUUUACAUCUCACAUUAGGGCAUAUGCAACUCAUUUAUCGUCCGAAAGAGACACAUUCAAUGUAAAGACUCUACACUUGGGUCACUUGGCCAAGAGUUUUGGUUUGAGAGAAACUCCCAAAACGCUAGGAGUGGGGAGUGGACCUAAAGCGACUAAAAAGAACAAAGAAAAUUCCAAGAAGAAGCUGUUGCGAAUGGCUACUUUGGCUGUACAGGAAACAAGUAAUGAGUUUAACUACUAG
Molecule: messenger RNA, 2091 nt
Organism: Komagataella phaffii GS115
Lineage: Eukaryota; Fungi; Ascomycota; Pichiomycetes; Pichiales; Pichiaceae
Product: Putative ATP-dependent RNA helicase of the DEAD-box family involved in ribosomal biogenesis
Exons: 1
Coding region: 1-2091 (696 amino acids)
Biological process (GO): ribosome biogenesis
Cellular component (GO): nucleus
Molecular function (GO): RNA helicase activity; nucleic acid binding; ATP binding
Source: RefSeq, a predicted model, not a curated record